AUGCGUUUAGCUGAUGAAAACUAUUUUCGUCUGGCACAUAUGUUACCAUGUCGUAUUGUUGAAUACUUGGGACCAAAAAAUGAACAAAUUGAUUCAUGUGAUCAUUCAUCAACACAAGAAUUUUCAAUACAGAAUACAUUACAAGUACAAAAAUGGUUUUAUGAGCAUCAACAUCCAAUGAAUUGUGAGAGUAAACGGUUUGCUAUUAUUGAAAAUUAUGCUUGGUCUGGUUUUGGAUCAACUGUUCAUCAAAUUGUAUGGGCUUUUGGUAAAGCGAUAGCAGAUAAUAGAAUUGCUGUAUAUCGAACUCCAGGAAAUUGGCUUUAUGGAGACUGUAGCUCAAGCACACUAGAUUGUUUUUUUCUUCCAAUAACGAACUGUUCACUUCCAUCUAAAGUUGACAAUAAUCAAGCAAUUACAAUCAACGCUAAUAUUGGUUAUUGGACUACGCCUAUUAUUCCAUCUAUAUUUCAAAAUCGAACUUUUAAUUGGUAUCGUACACAAAUGACAUUUUAUUUAAUGCGAUAUAAGCCUGAAACACUAGCUCAUGUACAUAAUGUCUUAUCACAACAUUUGAAACCACCAUCAAUCGAUCUUCAUCAUCCUUACAUUGCUUUAUAUGUACGUCGAUCAGAUAAAGUUCGAACUGGAGAAAUGUCUCAAGCAUAUACACUUAAACAAUAUUUUGAUUUAUUUGAUGCUGAUGCUCGGCGAGCAAACAUAUCAACAAUUUAUAUCAAUUCUGAAGAUGAACAAGUAUUUAGUGAAUUCAUCUCAAUAAAUAAAGAAACACAAGAUUAUUACAAAUUAUUAAAAUUACCAGUACAAAGAAAUAUUGUUUUUUCGUCAUUACUUGGUAUGACAAACGAACAACGUGGAAAAAUUAUAUUAGAAUUUCUUACUGAUUUAUUCAUUGAAGCUAAUGCAGAUUUACAUGUUGGUACAUUAACAUCAAAUUGGUGUCGAUUGGUUGAUGAAAUACGACUAGUACUUGGAAAAACAAUACCUUUUUAUACACCUGAAAAUAAGUUUUUGAUGAUUUAG
Molecule: messenger RNA, 1044 nt
Organism: Rotaria sp. Silwood1
Lineage: Eukaryota; Metazoa; Rotifera; Eurotatoria; Philodinida; Philodinidae
Source: the annotation of a GenBank genome assembly